UGCCGCUUCAGUGGCAACACGUCCCUGUUUCCACUCGCGCGCGCUCUCCACACCACGCGCUCGCUCUUCUCCAGAAAACCCACAACCAACGACACGGAUUUAAGCGUGGAAGCUUCGUUAAAAAUGCCCUUAGAAAAUCGGUUGUCGUGAAGGGAAGGGGAGCGAGCGACUUCUGGCAGACGUCCGUGCGUAAAGGUCGGCACAUCGGAGCAGGUGCAUGGAUGGAGAGGACGACCAGCAGCGAUGGAUCUGACGCACGGAUGAAGUGUGGCAGUUGAAGUCAUCAGGAAGUGAGGAUUCCAACAAACCGGAUAUAGCAACUCUGCAAUCCAUCUAAAACACCUCCAAACAACUGCUUAUCACAACCUUAAACUUUUUUCUACAUCCAACUAACAAUGUAACCACCAUUCUACAUUCUAUUACACCCCCGUGCACUACAGAUUACAAAGAUGGCUGUCGAACAGUGGCCCUUCCUCACCAGCCUCCCCAACAUCUCCUUCCCUGAAUCCCUAAUGUAUGAUGGUUACUUCCUGGACAAUAAUUCAGACUACAAUAUGACGGAGAGGGUCAACAUUCACCAGGACACCACCAGUUCGGUUGUAAUUACGUUCAUCUAUUUCGUGGUGUGCACCAUCGGUCUCUGUGGCAAUGCACUGGUCAUUUACGUGAUCCUACGCUAUGCCAAGAUGAAGACAGUCACCAACAUCUACAUCCUGAACCUGGCAGUGGCUGACGUUUUGUGCAUGAUGAGCUUGCCAUUCAUCGCUCUGCAGUUAGCUUUGGUGCACUGGCCCUUUGGAGAGGCACUGUGCCGGGUCAUCAUGAGUGUGGAUUCUCUCAACCAAUUCACCAGUAUUUUCUGCCUGAUGGUUAUGAGCAUCGAUCGCUACUUGGCUGUGGUCCAUCCCAUAAAGUCUACAAAAUGGAGGAAGCCGCGUGUCGCCAAGCUGAUAAAUCUGACCGUGUGGGGGGUCUCGCUCCUGGUGAUCCUGCCCACCAUGAUGUUCAGUGGGCUGGAUAUUGUUCCGGUGUGUGGGAUCGUCUGGCCAGAGCCUCAGGAUGUCUACUACACAGCCUUCAUCGUCUACACUUUCUUCAUUGGGUUCUUCAUCCCCCUGGCGGUCAUCUGUAUGUGCUACCUGCUCAUUAUCAUCAAGGUGAAAUCGUCAGGCAUGCGUGUGGGCUCCACCAAGCGCAAACGCUCGGAGCGCAAAGUCACCCGCAUGGUGUCCAUCGUGGUGGCCGUGUUUGUCCUCUGCUGGCUCCCGUUCUACGUCUUCAACGUCACCUCGGUAACCAGCUCCAUCAAGCCCACCCCAGUGGUCAAGAGCACCUUUGACUGUGUGGUGGUGCUGGGCUAUGCUAACAGCUGCGCUAACCCCAUCCUGUAUGCCUUUUUAUCAGACAACUUCAAGAAGAGCUUUCAAAAUGUUCUGUGUCUGAAGAAAGUGACUGGGUUGGACGAAAUAGAACGCAGUGACAGCAGGGCAGACCGGAGUAGAAUGGUGCAUGAUGCUGUUAUUAUUGGCGCUAACUUGGAGACUCACAAUGCGUCCUUGUUAAAUGGGGAAUUGCAGACUAGCAUUUGAACUGAUGUUUACGUUGCUGGACAAAUAUGGAAUAUGAUGUAAUGAUUCCUACAAAUGGUAAAGUCCAAACCAAAACCAACAAUUUUCAAGCAGGCUACUAUGGUUCACUGAGUCCCAUUCAAUAUUGGGUUAGUGAUGCAAUGUUCUGUCAACUUUGCACCAUGACCUUGAGUAAAACAAUUUUCAAUACUGUAUGAGGAGCUAAUGCCGAAUCUUAGCAUUAAUGUGCUCUUGCUACCUAGCAGCAAUGAGAAGUCACGGCCAACUUCGGGGCAGAAUUCAUAUCUUCAUGGAUUCUAUUGGAUUGGGGAAAUUCAGAAGGACAUUCAGAAAGUUGCAGUUCUUGGGACAUAACCAGAUUAAUUCGCCAAGUCAGUUCAUACAGCUCAGUGGAGAGGAGCCAAGGAAAACAGCUGUUCUGAAACUUUGUGAUAUGAAGUGGAAGUCAUUAAUAGAGAGCAAAAAUUGAUAAUGGAGGAGGAUGCUGCUGUCAUUGUGUCAUAAAAUUGUACAUUGACUUCAACAUUGAUGAAAGAAAGCGGUUCUGGCCUUGCACACAUGGAAACCUGUACAUAAGAAAUAUUUUACUCAACUUUACAUUGACUGAUCUUUUCAUUACUUCUAUAUUGUAGCUUGCGUAUAUAUAAAGACCAUGAGUGUGCUUCACUAAUAUUGGCAUCUUUGAAUUAAGAAAAUAGACAGACACAUCAAUUAAAGGAUAUUAUCCAAAAGAGCUUUAAGCCAUGCUAUAAUUUGUUACCUCCACCAAAAUAUCGGAGUUGUGUUCUGUUUCAUUCGCACAUCUCUUAGUGACCCUUUAUUAUUAGUCUACAUCUCCAAAGCUCAAUAAGCUCUUUUUCACCUUGUGAUGUCAUCAAGUUGUAGUUUUCAUGCUAACAGCUACCUUUUACCUUUAGUUCUGCAGAGAUCGACAAUUCCAGGUCUGAAAUCUUCCAAAUGAUUCUAGUGAAGGGGUAUAGAGUUUAAAAACACUUCCUGUGUUACCGCAUGACAUCACAGAUUGCUUUCAAUUUGAGAGGAGAAAACAAAUAAGCAACAAACCUAAAUAAGCAAGAUUUGUGUGUUAAACAUGUGUGGCAUACAAAGUAAACUGUAAAAAUGAUCCUAGAUAUAUGAAGUUUGAAUAAUAGACCCUUUUAAGAGUGACACCUUUAGAAUAGCUAUGCACAUGUUCUGUCUAAAAAAACAAAAAAUAUUCAUUUUGUUUUAUUGUAAAUACAUUGGAGCCAACAUAUGGAACAGACUUUUUUGAAUACAGGUGUUGUUGUUUUUUGUUUUGUUUUGUUUUUUACAGAAAAUGUAGUACAUUUUAAACUGCAGUGUUCCAAACUAAUUCCUUUCUUUUUUAACACAGUCCUAACAUUACCACAAUAAAUGUGUAACCUUGUUUCAGAACUUUUCAGGGGUAAAGCAGACUUUUAAUGUUAUAGCAUAGCUAACACAAGUAGUGCACCAGCAAUAAAAAUGGUUUAUAAUUGUUGCAUAUUACGGUCUGAUUUGGGCACAAAGAGUUGCUUUUACAGUAUCUGCAUACAGUAAUCUAAUCAUUUUGAUGCAUUUUGUGGACAGUAAGUUUUACCUCUAUCACCACCACUUUCUUCAAAGAUGCCACUUGCUACACUGUGAUAUUAAAGCAUACUAUACUAUACUAUACUAUACUAUACUAUACUAUACUAUACUAUACUAUACUAUACUAUACUAUACUAUACUAUACUAUACUAUACCUAUAUGUGCACCACUGUAAAAUAAGCAUUUCUGCUGGGUAAAUGCUGUAUGAAACUUUUUUUUUUAUUAUUUUUACAGUCAGUAGGGAUAGUGAGCUUGGCUCUACUCCUCCAUGGAUUAAGACAUCUUCACAAGAAAUAAGAUAUGAAAAAAGGGUACAUUAAAUAACACAUUAGAGAUCACAGUGGGGGAGUUCUCCAGGCCAUACGCUCAAAAUAUUUGAUCACAUAUUCCUGUGAAUGGUCCGUGUUAGUUUAAUAGCACUCAGCUCUAAUGAGGAGAAAUGGUGAGAUGUGUUGAUAAUGCAGUGUUAUUUUUAGUGUUGAUUCUAUUUUUGAAAAUACAGCCACGAAUAAAACAGACACUUAAGAGUC
Periophthalmus magnuspinnatus is the source of this 3709-nucleotide messenger RNA. Its product is annotated as somatostatin receptor type 2-like. NCBI's taxonomy places the organism in Eukaryota, Metazoa, Chordata, Actinopteri, Gobiiformes, Gobiidae. Gene Ontology annotation, cellular component: neuron projection; membrane. The coding region runs from base 450 to 1589 and encodes 379 amino acids. The record is from RefSeq and is a predicted model, not a curated record. Gene Ontology annotation, molecular function: neuropeptide binding; somatostatin receptor activity. The transcript has 4 exons. Gene Ontology annotation, biological process: cellular response to estradiol stimulus; neuropeptide signaling pathway; cellular response to glucocorticoid stimulus.